Ornithodoros turicata is the source of this 2818-nucleotide messenger RNA. Its product is annotated as zinc finger protein 436-like. The transcript has 5 exons. Gene Ontology annotation, molecular function: DNA-binding transcription factor activity, RNA polymerase II-specific; RNA polymerase II cis-regulatory region sequence-specific DNA binding. Gene Ontology annotation, cellular component: nucleus. Bases 147 to 2171 code for a protein of 674 amino acids. The record is from RefSeq and is a predicted model, not a curated record. Gene Ontology annotation, biological process: regulation of transcription by RNA polymerase II. Lineage: Eukaryota; Metazoa; Arthropoda; Arachnida; Ixodida; Argasidae.
UCGCAAAGUUUGGCACGAACUUCACGAUCACUUGGGAGAAGCAUGAAGCUUCUAGUAACGCUUACGGCUUUGCUUAGAAAUACUUUUCCCAAACUACAGCGUCUUUACUAUUCACUUUCAAGCAUUUCAAAAGGGGUGCUCCGCCCAUGGAGACGUUGUACACGAAGGGAACUGCAGCCAAUGGUUCUCUCCGCAUCAAUGUAGAGACAAGAGAAGAUGCUUGUGCAAAGUACCAGCCUUUGGAUUCACAGCCCAGAGAAAUGCAGCCGCACCAAGAGCCCAUUGAUCAGCUCACAAGAGUAGAACCAGCAUCUUGUGAUUCUGCAUGCCUUCCAGAACUGGGCCAGAUACAGCAACAGCACUGUAGCCAGUCUGCAUCAGGAGGAGGCUCUAUAAAAACAGAAAUUCACAGCCUGACAGACUCACAAGUCAAGAGUAACAUGGUGAUGGCAGCAAUGGGCCAUAUUAAACAAGAACCCCAGGACUGCCCUUCAAGUGAACGUCUUCAUGUAGUAGUGAAGACAGAGCCAUACGAUGCUACAGUUUCAGCAGAGUGGGACCAAGUUGAACACAGCCAUGACUCGUCCUCAAAAGAAGCGGCAGCAACCGCUGGUAUACCUCAUAUCAAAGAUGAGCCAAAAGACACUUGUGAUUCAGUGUCUUCAGGUUGCAACUCUUCAAGAGCAGAGUUCAACUUUAAAACGACAACACUUCAGCCUUUAUUCGACAACACUGUCCCAGUCACUGUGGAUGUUCGACCCACGGAUUCAAAGGCUGGAGGCUACGCUUCAGACCUGAGCCAGACUCAAGAGUCCAGUGAAUCAUCAAUCUCUGACCUCAAGAAGGACAGGACGUACAAGUGCAAUAUUUGUUUGGUUCCAUGCAUUGACACAGACCACUUAGCUGGCAAAGUGAACACAUUCACCUGCGACACAUGUCAACACAAACAGACACACACAGGUGUGAAGCCAUACAAGUGCAGUCUCUGUUCUGCAGAGUUCACCAGCAGUGCUAACCUGCGGCACCACAAGCAGACACACACGGGAGAGAAGCCGUAUAAGUGUGAUAUCUGCCCUGCAGUGCUUAGCCGCAGUGCAAACCUGCGGUACCACCGGCAGACCCACACAGGAGAGAAGCCAUACAUGUGUGACACCUGUAGUGCAAAAUUCAGCCGCAGCACGGACCUGCGGCGUCACAUGCUGAUACACACAGGCGAGAAGCUGCAUAAGUGCAAUCUCUGUCCUGCAGAGUUCAGCCGCAGCACAGACCUUCAGCGACACAUGCGCACACACGCAGGUGAAAGGCCGUACAAGUGUGAUCUAUGUCCUGCAGUGUUUAGCCGCAGUGCAAACCUGCAGCAUCACAGGCAGACACACAUGGGAGGGAAGACAUACAAAUGUGAUACCUGUAGUGCAAAACUGAGCUGCAGGACGGCCCUGCGGCGUCACAUGCUGACACACACAGGCGAGAAGCCGCACAAGUGCGAUCUCUGUCCUGCAGCGUUCAGCCGCAGCACAGACCUUCAGCGACACACUCUCACACACACAGGAGAAAAGCCUUACAAGUGCGAUCUCUGUCCCGCAAAGUUCAGUCAAGGCAUAAACUUGCGGCGCCACAAGCAGACACACACGAGAGAGAGGCCAUACAAGUGUGAUCUGUGUCCUGCAGAGUUUAGCUGCCGCACAGACCUUCAGCGACACACGCACACACACACCACAGGAGAGAAGCCAUACAAGUGCAACCUCUGUCCUGCAGAUUUCACACGCAGCACAAACCUUCGGCGGCACAUGCGCACGCACACACACGAAAGGCCAUACAAGUGCAAUCUCUGUCCUGCAAAGUUCAGUGAAGGCAUGAACCUGCAGCGUCACAAGCAGACUCACACGGGAGAAAAGCCAUACAAGUGCGAUCUCUGUUCUUCAGAGUUCAGCCAGAGGGCGCACCUGUCGCGUCACAAGUCGACACACACGGUCAAGAAGCCAUACAAGUGCGACCUCUGUACUGGUGACGUUUGUGGCUGUGAGGGCAGAGGACGUUGCCGCACUGUGGUUUCGCCAGCUGAAAGGGCCGGGUCGGCCGCUGCUACGGUGCAGGGGUCUAUCAAGCUCUCAUCCUGUGGGGACAGCCCCACUCUAUUCGUGACAGAAGGGAUCGAGUGCUCGACGGGAUGACUCCACAUUGUAAGGAUUACAGUGGUUGUCAUCCAAUCCCGUUGCAGGUAGGCGCUCAGUCGAGGGUCCCCCAGCUGACCAGGCACAGCAUGGUUCUAGUGGAGGCCAGGGUGAAUACAGGAGUACCACCAGGAGGUCGCCUUGUACGCGCCUCCUGGGUCCCAAGGGAUGGGACCCAAAAAUAGGGCAAGAAGCGUGGUUGACGUUGUCGGAUAGCCCGUGCCAAGCGCUGCUUUGCUGAAGUGGCAGGAUCAGCUCUGUGUCGGAUUGUUGCAACGCCCGAACAAAUUCCAAUAAGCUCUCGCUAGGAUGUUCAGUUUGCUUAUGCGAUUCUUCCACGGUACGGUUCUCAUCAUCCGAAAGGAGGAAUUUGCUUGUGAACUGUUUAUUUAUUUACUCCUCAAGGCCCGAAGGCAUUACAGAGGGGAGUGGGUUAUUACACACAAACACAAUAUACAAAGGUAAUAAAUACAGGUCAGAAUAAGUGCAACAGUACAGAAAAUACAAAAGCAAUUAAAUAAAUAACACUAAAAUAAGUCACAUAAGUCACAAUGAACCACAUAAAUAACAAAAAGCAACAUUGUUAAGCAGUACAUCAUAAAUAUCACAAUCAAUUAGAAAACUCCAGUAAAGUAAUUAGUGCAGCA